CAGUCGUUGAUAGACUUUUUUUCAACUGUAGACUGGAUUUAAUUAGCUCUGUAAUUGCAAUUACUAAACAAGAAGAAAAUGCAGACUCAUCACUCAAAGCAUGAGUUCAGGUCAAUUGACAUUGCCUUGCUUUUCGUGUUCGCACAUGGCUUCACAUGCAUCAUCAAUGGCUCAAUGCCCCGAAGAACCAUGCUUCUUGUCAUCUUAUGAGCACAUUGUUGUAGCCAAAGUCUCUCCUCAUGAAAGCGAGUCCAAUUACUGGACUGACAGCAGGGUCGUCAAAUUGAGCCUGCAGCUUCUUGAGCCACUUCCAGGCCCAAAGAAAGAGAUCAAGAAAGGUCUGGUGUUCUAAAACUGAGGACCUCUUCCUCUUCGACCAGCUGAUUCUUACAAGUCUUCUAAAAUCACUUUCAGCCAAUGUUAUUUAUUUAAUGGGCAAUGAUACAGCUACGUUAUUUUCAUGCAAUGUUUUUUUUCAUCAGCAAAGAAAUGUAUUACUGAGGAGGUACAAGGGAUACCUUAACCCAUUUCUUCCUCAUUAACAAAGAUCCUUAAGCUGA
Rubroshorea leprosula is the source of this 560-nucleotide messenger RNA. Lineage: Eukaryota; Viridiplantae; Streptophyta; Magnoliopsida; Malvales; Dipterocarpaceae. The record is from the annotation of a GenBank genome assembly.